This is a messenger RNA of Histoplasma mississippiense, 3024 nucleotides long. RefSeq lists its product as hypothetical. Gene Ontology annotation, biological process: positive regulation of transcription elongation by RNA polymerase II; transcription elongation by RNA polymerase II. The record is from RefSeq and is a predicted model, not a curated record. Lineage: Eukaryota; Fungi; Ascomycota; Eurotiomycetes; Onygenales; Ajellomycetaceae. The transcript is spliced from 7 exons. The coding region runs from base 1 to 3024 and encodes 1007 amino acids. Gene Ontology annotation, molecular function: nucleosome binding. Gene Ontology annotation, cellular component: FACT complex.
AUGGCGGACGAGAUAAAAAUCGACAAAGCCACAUUUUUCAAUCGCCUAUCUACGUUCUAUUCAGCAUGGAGGGCUGAUAAACGAUUGUCGAAUCCAGUUUUUGGUGGUGUUGGGUCGAUUGUGAUCUUGAUGGGGAAAACAGAAGACGCGAAUUCCUUCCAAAAAAAUAAUGCUAUGCACUUCUGGCUGCUUGGUUAUGAGUUCCCCGCGACUCUCUUCGUUUUCACAACCGAGGCUAUGGUGGAAAGAUACCAAUUUGAAAUCCUCGUCACCACGAAAGACCCUGAGCAGAAAGCAAAGGUUUUCGAGAAAUGCUUGGAUGUCAUAAAAAGCGCAGGGAAGAAAGUAGGUACAUUGCCUAAAGAUAUGUCUACCGGCCCUUUCGUCGAGGAAUGGAAACGUCUGUUUAGCGAAAUAUCAAAGGAGGUAGAGGAGGUUGAUAUUGCUCCCGCGCUGUCAUCCGUUGCAUUCGCUGUUAAAGGCCCGGAAGAGCUGAUCUCGAUGCGAAACGCCUCUAGAGCUUGCAGCGGUCUCAUGUCGGAAUACUUUGUGGAUGAAAUGUCCCAGCUUCUCGAUGAAGAGAAGAAGAUAACUCACAAGGAGUUAGCAACUAAAGUGGACGCAAAAAUGGAUGAUGCCAAAUUCUUCAAGAAGCUUGCCAAACUGCCCCCAGAGUUUGAUCCACAACAAAUUGACUGGGCUUAUGGCCCCAUCAUCCAAAGUGGCGGGAACUAUGAUCUUCGGUUUACUGCUGUUCCUGACUCCAACAACCUUCAUACUGGUAUUAUAAUCGCGGGGUUUGGUAUUCGCUACAAGACUUACAGCUCCGUAAUCGCACGGACGUUUUUGGUCGACCCUAGCAAAUCUCAAGAGACCAACUAUGCUUUUUUGCUAAGUAUCCACGAUGCUGUCAUGAAAGAUAUCCGCGAUGGGGCCGUGGCUAAGGACCUGUAUAAUAAGGCGCUUGGAAUGAUAAAGGCCAAAAAGCCAGAGUUGGAGAAGCAUUUCCUUAAGAAUAUCGGUGCCGGAAUCGGAAUAGAAUUGCGGGAUCCCAAUAUGAUUCUUAAUGGUAAAAAUAAUAAAGUCCUUAAGAGCGGAAUGACACUGUGUGUCAUGAUCGGCUUCACUGAUGUUCAAGACCCGGACCCGAAGGACAAGAAAAAUGAAUCUUACUCCAUGGUUAUCACGGACACAGUUCGAGUUGGCGAAAGUGGUCCCCAUAUCUUUACGAAGGAUGCAGGAAUUGACAUGGAUUCAAUCUCCUUCUACUUUGGUGAUGAAGAAGAGACUGAGAAACCAAAAGUCAAAAGCGAAGCCUCGAAGUCUAGUGCUAUCGCUAGCAAAAACAUUACGAAAACUAAAUUGAGAGCUGAGCGGCCAACGCAGGUAAACGAAGGCGCAGAAGCCCGUCGACGUGAGCAUCAAAAGGAAUUGGCUGCGAAGAAACUUAAAGAGGGCUUGGAACGUUUUGCUGGAACCACAGGCGAUCAGAAUGGGACAUCACAGAAAAAGUUCAAAAGGUUUGAAUCCUACAAACGAGACAACCAACUCCCCAUUAAAGUUAAAGACUUGGCGGUAUACGUUGACCACAAAGCCUCAACUGUGAUUGUUCCUAUUAUGGGCCGCCCCGUCCCAUUCCACAUCAACACCAUAAAAAAUGCGAGUAAAAGCGAUGAAGGGGAGUAUGCAUACCUGCGUAUCAACUUCCUAUCUCCUGGACAAGGUGUAGGUAGGAAAGAUGACCAGCCGUUUGAAGAUCCGUCCGCGCACUUCGUGAGGAAUCUGACCUUGAGAUCGAGGGACAACGACAGACUCGCGCAAGUUGCGCAAGAUAUUACAGAGCUUCGGAAAAAUGCACUCAGGCGCGAGCAAGAAAAGAAGGAGAUGGAAGAUGUUGUUGAGCAGGACAAACUUGUUGAAAUUAGAAAUCGGCGGCCUGCGAAGCUUCCCGAUGUCUAUCUUCGACCUCCAUUGGACGGAAAAAGAGUGCCAGGAGAAGUCGAAAUUCACCAGAACGGUCUCCGAUAUCAAUCGCCACUGCGUACUGAGCAUGUUGAUGUUUUAUUCAGCAACGUUAAACAUUUGUUUUUCCAACCGUGCGCACACGAAAUGAUCGUGAUUAUCCAUGUCCACUUAAAAACCCCUAUCAUGAUCGGUAAACGGAAGACUAAGGACGUUCAGUUCUACCGGGAAGCUACGGAAAUGCAGUUUGACGAAACUGGAAACCGUAGACGGAAACACCGUUAUGGGGACGAAGAGGAGUUUGAGGCUGAGCAGGAAGAAAGACGCCGUCGACUUGCAUUGGAUCGAGAAUUCAAGGCGUUUGCUGAGAAGAUCUCAGAUGCUGGCAGGGACGAAGGUGUUGACGUAGACGUUCCGUUCCGAGAAAUCGGUUUCAACGGCGUCCCAAACCGCUCUAAUGUGCUGAUCCAGCCGACCACGGAUGCGAUUGUUCAACUGACAGAGCCGCCGUUCCUGGUGGUGACGUUGAGCGAAAUUGAGAUUGCCCAUUUAGAACGCGUUCAGUUUGGGCUCAAAAACUUUGAUAUGGUAUUUGUUUUCAAAGACUUCCACCGACCUCCGGUUCAUAUCAAUACAAUCCCCGUUGAAUCACUGGAAGGUGUCAAAGACUGGCUUGAUUCCGUCGACAUUGCGUUUUCUGAAGGGCCUCUCAACCUUAACUGGGGCGCCAUUAUGAAAACAGUCACCAGUGAUCCGCACGGCUUCUUCGUUGACGGUGGUUGGUCCUUUUUAGCUCAGGACUCCGACUCGGAAGAAGAAGAAGAAGAGGAGGAAUCUGCGUUCGAGAUGUCAGACUCCGAACUCGCCGCUUCUGAUGAGAGCUCUGAAGAUGAUAGCGAGUUCGACGAUGAAGCUAGUGCAGAGGCCAGCGAGGCAUUUAGCGGCGAUGAGGAUGAUGAGAGCGCCGGUGAAGACUGGGAUGAGCUUGAGCGGCAGGCAAAGAAGAAGGAUCGCGAAAGCGGUCUUGAUGACAGCGAGAAGGGGAAGAAGCGGAAACGAUGA